AUGCUUCGUUAUAGUGAGUUUCCGCUUCUGCCGUGGGGUUCGACCGGAGACGGAGUGCCAGGCCAACGGCAGCAGUGGCUCGUUACUGCAGAGGGAGAGGGGGAGAGUGGGAGUUAUCAACUGAAUGAGAGUUCCAUUCUCCUUUCCGCUCGCAUCACAACUUCCGCUCCCAUCACACCCCUUUGUGCUCCGCGGAUCUCUCAAGAAUCCCUCAAGAGUGCAGAGGUUUGGGGGGAGGGGGGGCAUGUGGGACGUGUGAGUCGCCUGCAGGAGUAUUCUCAGCUGGCCCCGUUGCUCCUCUCCCAUCUCACCCCCUUGUGCUCCGCAGAUCUCCCAAUCAAGAGUGCAGAGGGUGGGAGGCACGGGGGACGUGUGAGUCAAGGGAAAGAGACACUCAAGAGUGCAGAGGGGGGUGUGCGGGGGACGUGUGCCCAGUGUAGGGAGCAGCUGAAGGAGCUCCAAGAAUGGUUCGCAGGGGUUGAAGCAAGCAAACUGGGCGAUGCGGACAGCGAGGGGCAGCAAGAGGAGGGGGGGCGGGGGAGGGGAGGGUCGACUACUGAUGUAUCACCUAUAAUUCCUCCCUCUCUGAUGUCCACUAACCCUCAUCCGCACUCCUUCCCUCCCUUGCUCGCCUUGGCCGUUGAAGCAAGCAAGCUGGGGGAUCAGGGCAGCGAGGGGCAGCAAGGAGGAGGGGGUUCGACUGAUGUAUCACCUAUAUUUCCUGCCCCACUAACCCUCAUCCGCCCCUCCUUCCCUCCCUUGCUCGGCUUGGCUCUUGGCAGGUGGGUUGAAGCAAGCAAGCUGGGCGAUGCGGGCAGCGAGGGGCAGCCGGGGGGAGGGGGGGGAAGGGGAAGGGGAGGGGGCGGAAGGGGAGGCGCAGGGGGGAGGAGCACAGAGGCGGACGAUGUUAUGGAGCUGCAGAGCCGACUGGGUAAAACAGGCACAGAGGAGGGGCACAGGGGCAGGGGUGAUGUGAUGGAGCUGCAGAGCCGACUGUUGGAGAAGCAGGGGGAGCUGAAACAGCUGAAAGCGGAAUACGAAGCCUUGCAGGUGGGUUUAUGGGGCAGCGCACGUAAGGUAACAGGGGAGGGUGGGAGGGAAGGGAGGGAUACAGAGGCGGGCGAUGUGAUGGUGCUGCAGAGCCGACUGGUGGAGAAGCAGGGGGAGCUGAAACGACUCAAGGCGGAAUAUGAGUCCUUGCAUUGCAGGGGCACAGAGGCGAACGAUGUGAUGGAGCUGCAGAUUCGACUGGUGGAGAAGCAGGGGGAGCUGAAACAACUGAAAGCGGAAUAUGAGGCCUUGCAGGUUAGGGUGGGUGGUUCGGUUCGGCCUGUGUUUAGAGGAGUGAAGGUGAAUGCGGACAAGGCAGCGCUUGAUGUGAAGGAGAGGAGUGAAGGUGAAUGCGGACAAGGCAGCGCUGGGCUGGAUGUGAAGCGGUCUGAGUCGACUUUUGAGGCGCCUCAAAACGACUUUAGAAAGCGCCACGAGAAGAAGCGGCACCAGAAGGUGAACGCGGACAAGGCAGCACUUGAUGUGAAGCUGACAGAGUCUUGUCUCAUGUGCCUGUCCUUCCACCCCUCUGUUUUCCUCCCAACCUUAUCCCACCUCUCUCAACACCAGAAGCGGCACCAGAAGGUGAACGCGGACAAGGCAGCGCUUGAUGUGAAGCUGACAGAGUCUUGUCUCAUGUGCCUGUCCUUCCACCCCUCUGUUUUCCUCCCAACCUUAUCCCACCUCUCUCAACACCAGAAGCGGCACCAGAAGGUGAACGCGGACAAGGCAGCGCUUGAUGUGAAGCUGACUGAGUCGGGGGCGGACUGGGGAAAGAAGGCCAUUACCAAGGAGGUGACUUUUGAGUCGACUCAAAAGUCACCUCGUGUGGUGUCGGGGUUUCGACUCAAAAGUCAACUCCUUCCAUCCCCGUACAACCCUCUCUUCUUAUCCCCUUUCCCCCUCUUCCCCACCAAGUUGACUUUUGAGUCGACUCAAAAUCGACUCAAAAGUCAACUCCUUCCAUCCCCGUACAACCCUCUCUUCUUAUCCCCUUUCCCCCUCUUCCCCACCAAGUUGACUUUUGAGUCGACUCAAAAUCGACUCAAAAGUCAGCUCCUUCCAUCCCCGUACAACCCUCUCUUCUUAUCCCCUUUCCCCCUCUUCCCCACCAAGUUGACUUUUGAGUCGACUCAAAAUCGACUCAAAAGUCAACUCCUUCCAUCCCCGUACAACCCUCUCUUCUUAUCCCCUUUCCCCCUCUUCCCCACCAAGUUGACUUUUGAGUCGACUCAAAAUCGACUCAAAAGUCAACUCCUUCCAUCCCCGUACAACCCUCUCUUCUUAUCCCCUUUCCCCCUCUUCCCCACCAAGUUGACUUUUGAGUCGACUCAAAAUCGACUCAAAAGUCAACUCCUUCCAUCCCCGUACAACCCUCUCUUCUUAUCCCCUUUCCCCCUCUUCCCCACCAAGUUGACUUUUGAGUCGACUCAAAAUCGACUCAAAAGUCAACUCCUUCCAUCCCCGUACAACCCUCUCUUCUUAUCCCCUUUCCCCCUCUUCCCCACCAAGUUGAACUUUGAGUCGACUCAAAAGUCAACUCCUUCCAUCCCCACACAACCCUCUCUUCUUAUCCCCUUUCCCCCUCUUCCCCACCACUCCCCCCCAAUCACCUCCACCCUUCCUUUAGUCGCUGAGCAGGGCGCUGAGCAGGGCAACGGAGCUGCUGCAGAGCUGCAAGUCACAUGUCCGCACAGCCUCAGCUCUCACCAGGGCAACGGAGCUGCUGCACAGCUGCAAGCCCCAGACAGGCCCUCCCUUGUCAAGACCUACCGCUCUCUUCUCCCACCCCUCUCAAGGCCAGCUGCUCUUUUCUCCCAGUCCGCCCUCCAAGACGCCUCAGUCCGGUGGAACAACCACGCCAUCUCCUCCUUCGCCGUGUCCCCCAGCUCUCUUCCCCCCUCCUUGCCUCCUCAUCUGCACCUUCCGUACUGUUCAGCCCUUCAAGACUCAUCAGUGAGGUGGAACAACCACGCCUUGUCCUCCUUCGCCUCCCUCAACGCCCUCUCCCCCUCCGCCCUUGCCUCUGCCACGGCCGGCACAGGGGACGCCUGCAGACACCGAUUCUGCCUCACCCCCUUGUCAAGACCAGCCUCUCUCUUUGCUCAAUCCGCCCUCCAAGACUCAUCUGUCCGUUGGAACAACCACGCCUUCUCCUCCUUCGCCUCCCUCAACGCCCUCUCCCCCUCCGCCCUCGCCACUGCCACGGCCGGCACGGGGGACGCCUGCGGGCGGCAGCCGGGUGGCGGCGGUUGUUGGAACAUGAGUGCGGAGGAGAGGAGGUGGAUGGUUAAGCCGCCCAAGAACACAGCAGCAGGAGGAGCUCUUACGGUGAAGGAGGUUAUUGCAAUCAAGAAGGGGGCGCUGAGAAUCGGUCUUGAUUUCAACGGGGGGUCAGGCUCGUUCGCUGCGCACAUGGCGAGGCACAACGUGACCAUGAUGACGUCAGCAAUGAAUCUUGAAGCUAAUGUGGGGCGGAAGAAGGGUCUUCCCUUUCUGGAAACCAUUGCCCUGAGGGGCCUUGUUCCCAUCUGGCUUCCCUACAAGGUUCGCCUGCCCUUCUACGACAACACUUUGGACAUUCUUCACGCCACCAACGCAAUCAAGUUUAUGCCAUCGCCUGCUGAAUUUGAGGAGGUUCUAUUCGAGUGGGAUCGCGUGCUGAGAGUCGGUGGUGUGAUGUGGUUUGAGGAAUUCACAGCCUCGGCAGCAGAAAUGCCAUCAUACCUCUCAGUGCUGGACCUUCUAAAGUACCGCCACCUGCAUUGGAGCGUCACCCCCCCCAAGGCUAUGAUUGGCAAACCUGCUGGCACUGUCAUUCUGCACUGCCUUCUCGAGAAACCCAUGCGGAAAGACUUGUGA
Molecule: messenger RNA, 3912 nt
Organism: Closterium sp. NIES-65
Lineage: Eukaryota; Viridiplantae; Streptophyta; Zygnematophyceae; Desmidiales; Closteriaceae
Source: the annotation of a GenBank genome assembly